Molecule: messenger RNA, 7097 nt
Organism: Pleuronectes platessa (European plaice)
Lineage: Eukaryota; Metazoa; Chordata; Actinopteri; Pleuronectiformes; Pleuronectidae
Gene: ylpm1
Product: YLP motif containing 1
Exons: 22
Coding region: 301-6741 (2146 amino acids)
Biological process (GO): regulation of telomere maintenance
Cellular component (GO): nucleus
Source: RefSeq, a predicted model, not a curated record
CUCGUGACGUCCUUCCGUCAUCAGUUCCAUGCUCCACCGUUGCCGGACGUCUUGGUGUCUCAGCUUAACGUCGGUGUUGCACAUUGUCUUCAAGCUGAACGUUAUUUAUUUACGCAGAAACUGUUUAUCUAAUGUUUAUCAUCCGGGUGUGACGCCGUCUGUUUCCCCCGGGAGACAUGAACACGUAGCUGUCGGUUCUGCAGAAGGUGGGUCAGCGUUAGCCGUUAGCUGUUAGCUUAGCCUCUCGGGCCGGGCUGUAUGUGAGCACACAGGCCGUGCUCACCGCUUCGCUCUCGAACAAUGUACCCCUCCUGGGGCAAUUACGCUGGUUCUCAUUCGCAAAACUAUGGAGGUUCCGGGCCUCGUAAGCCUCCGGGUGCCGCCCCUGCCGCGGGAUUCGGCGGCUUCGAAGCCCCGUCCGGCGCGCUGUUCUCCAGUCUCCAGGAGCAGCACCUCCAGCAGAUGCAGCAGCUGCAGAUGCUGCACCAGAAGCAGCUCCAGUCGGUGUUGCAUCACGGUAACAGCGCCGGGGCGUACGGUGGUGGGUACCCGGGCUCCCAGUGGGACUCCGAGGCUCCGGGACAUAUAGAGGGUAGCACUGGAGCUCAGACCUACGGGACACAAGACGGGACCCCGGCCCCUCCGACCAGAGCUCCCCCUGCUCCCAUGCCGGGUCACCAGCAGCCGCCUCCGCCGCCACCACAGCCGCACGUUGCAGAGCAACAACCGUGUCCUCCUCCUCCGGAGCCUCCGUCAGCAAAGCCCCCGGAGAAUAACGAUGGUUUCAAAGAGGCCAACAAGAAGGAUGGGUCCAUGACGGAAGACGACAAAUCUUCAGCCUUACAGGAUCAACAGCAACGUUGGUACAAACAGCAUCUUCAGAAUCUACAGAGGUUGAAGCAAGAGAAAGCCAAACAGAAUCAAAAAGAGGGUGAUGGCCAUGUGCUGCCACCCCCAGGUCACGCAGUUCCUCCUCCGCCUCCGUCAGAACCACCAAGAAACGCACCACCUCCACCCCCACCAAGAGAUGACCCUCCAGCACCUCCUCCUCCACCUGACGAAACAGGGCCUGAAGACCCACAUGACCCGGUGGAGGCUGCCCGCCUCCAGCAGUUACAAGUUGCAGCAGCACAGUGGCAGCAUGUGCAACAGCAGAGAGCAGGCUUACAAUACCAGGCUCUGAUGCAACAGCAUGAGAAGCUUCAGCAGAUCCUGGAGAAAUACCAACAGCUGAUUCAGCAACCAGCAGACCUUCAGUCAAUGUCUCCUGAAAUGCAGCUGAGGCACUAUGAAAAUCAACAACAACAGUUCACCCCCUUAUUUCAAGACUGGGAUCGCUCAUUUGUCCUGUGGUAUGAGCAGUUCAAGACCUAUCCCCACAAAGACCAACUGCAGGACUAUGAGCACCAAUGGAAGCAGUGGCAGGAGCAGAUGAAUGCCACCAAUGCCCACCUUCAAGAAAGGGUGGCCGCUCUGUCUGCCAUGGUGCCAUUUCCCUCAGGCCAGUAUAAUAGUGGGAUGAUGGGACAAUAUGGCCAGUUCCCUGCACAAGACAUGAAAAUGCAGCAGCAGUCACUAAAUGUGGGUAUACAGCACUCUACAGGUGCUGUUGGUCCCAGAUCUCAAGGUCCACUGCCUACUGGGUUUGGGCCACAACAGGAAUCACCUGCUGGACCCCCUGUGAGAGGAAUUGGCCCCGCAGGAGUACAACCUUCAGGUCCCCCCACAAUUCAACCACCAAGCUUCAACAGUGCACAAGGUCCACGAUUUGACCAGCCACAGCAGCGCUUUGAUGGUCCCCCAAGGUUCGACCAGUCCCAGCAGCGCUCUGAUGGUCCCCCAAGGUUCGACCAGUCCCAGCAGCGCUCUGAUGGUCCCCCAAGGUUCGACCAGUCCCAGCAGCGCUCUGAUGGUCCCCCAAGGUUCGACCAGUCCCAGCAGCGCUCUGAUGGUCCCCAAAGGUUCGACCAGCCACAGCAGCGCUCUGAUGGUCCCCCAAGGUUCGACCAGCCACAGCAGCGCUCUGAUGGUCCCCCAAGGUUCGACCAGUCCCAGCAGCGCUCUGAUGGUCCCCAAAGGUUCGACCAGCCACAGCAGUGCUCUGAUGGUCCCCAAAGGUUCGACCAGCCACAGCAGCGCUCUGAUGGUCCCCCAAGUUUUGACCAGCCACAGCAGCGCUCUGAUGGUCCCCCAAGGUUCGACCAGCCACAGCAGAGCUCUGAUGGUCCCCCAAGGUUCAACCAGCCACAGCAGCGCUCUGAUGGUCCCCCAAGGUUCAACCAGCCCCAGCAGCGCUCUGAUGGUCCCCCAAGGUUCGACCAACCACAGCAGCGCUCUGAUGGUCCCCCAAGGUUCAACCAGCCCCAGCAGCGCUUUGAUGGUCCCCCAAGGUUCAACCAACCACAACACCGCUUUGAUGGUCCCCCAAGAUUCAACCAACCACAGCAGCGUUUUGAUGGUCCCCCAAGGUUUGACCAGCCACAGCAGCGUUUUGAUGGUCCUCCACCGUUUGACCAACCACGGCAGCAAUUUGAUGGUCCUCCCAGAUUUGACCAACCACGGCAGCGCUUUAAUGGUCCUCCCAGAUUUGACCAAUCACGGCAGCGCUUUGAUGGUCCCCCUCGAUUUGGGCAGCAGCCAAGGUUUGAGCAACCCCCUAGGAAUCCUGGCCCUUCACCUCGUUUUGAGCGCCCACCUUUGCCACAGCAAAAGCCACAUCAAGGUACCCAACUUAAAGCAGAAAUGGUCUCUAAAACACCUUUAGGCGUGGACUCCAAGAAAACUGAAAAAUCUGAUGUGCAACCACAAUCUGAAAAAGAUAAUAGCAAAUCAAGGCCAGAUGGUAAGGCCAAAGGUGUAGACUUGGCAGAUGACAACUUGCUUGAAAAUGAAGGUUUUUUUGUCCAAAAUGACCCCAUUCCUCAGACAUUACAGACAAACAAAAAUGUCAAGGAGCCAGAUUCCAAUAAACCGUCUGUUGAUGGCGUAAAUCCCGAACCUCUUAAAAAAAAGCCUUCAGUAACUGUUUCUUCUUCUACUGUGGCAUCAAAAACGACUGCUCCUGAUACAGCCAGCAAAUCACAGGAAAAAUUGGUAAACAACAAAACCCCAAUGGUUCAAAAGCCCCCAGGAAUCAAACAGGAGCCAAAAGCUUCUGGCCAAAUGCAGACAAGACCAGAGCCUCCAAGACCUAUCCCUGGGAGGGGACGAGGUCAGCCCCCAGUGCCUGUUCAAGUGCCUGGACGUGGCCGUGGGCAGAGGGGCCGUGGAGUUUUUACAGGAGCAAACACGGUCCCGCUAGGGGAGGAGAUGGCAGGAAUGUCUUAUGACUACAUGCCACCCGAAGAGGACUCACGGAUACCAGAAGAUCAGGAAGAAAGUCACUGGGAAGAUCCCUCAUACGCGGAGUUUGCUUGUGAGGAUUCUGAGGCGCCUACUGAAGAAAUGUGGAUGCCAGAGGAAGAUCACUUCCAAACAGAGGAAGAGUAUUAUGAAGAGCCAAUAGGAGGAAUGCCUAUGGGGAGAGGAAGGCCCCCAAUGAUGAGAGGAAGGCCCCCGAUGAUGAGAGGAGGGCCCUCGAUGAUGAGAGGUGGACCACCUAUAGGUAGAGGAGGGCCCCCAAUGAUGAGAGGAGGCCCACCUAUGGGUAGAGGAGGGCCCCCAAUGAUGAGAGGAGGCCCUCAUAUGGGUAGAGGUGGCCCUCAUAUGGGUAGAGGUGGACCACCUAUGGGAAGAGGGGGUCCUCCAAUGGGAAGAGGGGGUCCCCCAAUGGGAAGAGGAGGAGGACCACCUAUGGGAAGAGGAGAUCCAAUGGACAUGCACUGGGAAGGACCUGAGUCAGCUGAGUACUCGGAGGAAGUGGACCCUUACUGGGGAGAAAGGAGACCAUUAAUGAGAGGUAUGAGACCCCCGUUUCCCCCUGGCCGUGGUCGCCCUCCACGUGGUCAUCCUGGUUUCUUGCAUCAAGGACGAGGACGCCCCCAUCACCCCCCACAUGGGCCAAUGGAUCAUGACCCGUUAGGGCAUGGAAUGGACACUGAUGAUCCUGAGGCCGAUGCAGCAGGACACCCCAUGUACCAUGGACAUGACCCUCACAGCCAUCCAAUGCAUCCUGAUGUAGGAAGAGGUAGACGUGUGCCACCUCCACACCACGAAAUGAUGGAUUCAAUGGAGGAGCAUAUGUAUGAUGAAGGAAUGGAUGGAUGGCAGCCACCACAUGGCAGAGGACCUCCUCCGCCUCCACAUGAGUUGAUAGAUAGGGGAGGAGUGAGGAGGAGACCUAUGGGAAGAGGGAUGUGGCGGCCAGGUCCAACGCAUGAAAAAUUUGAAGAGGGGUAUAAUAAGGGUUUCGUUGAGGAUUAUGGCCAUGGUGUUGACAGAUUUAGCUGGCGGCCACCACAGGACGGUCCUCCUAAUGAGGCCAAGUACUAUGAGUCUGAAUGGGACAGAGAUCGUGCUCUACCUGAAAGGGACUAUCCCCCCCACAGGCCUCCAUCGGAGACCUUCAGGGAUGGUCAUUGGCCAGAGGAAAAAGAAAAAGGUCCCCCAUAUCAAUUUGAUGAGCAUGAACGGGGAAGAGGAGAACUUAGGAUCCGUGAAUACAGGGAAGAGCCACCUUUCCGCCAGGAGGAGCCCCCGUUCCAACCAUCACCUUCAUCUGAAUGGGAUAGAUCUUCAAGACUCCUUCAAGCACCAGAAAGAGGGUAUCCACCUGAAUUUGAAGAUCGCAGACCUCGCUAUGAUGAGCACAGGGAAGAGCUUUCUUCUGAUAAACGUCAACCACCAGCCCCGACUGCACCUGUCACAAACCUACCAGAGAGCUCAGUUGAACAAGCAUCAGGAGCGGCCGGCGCUAAUGUACUUGCUCUCUCCCAACGUCAACAUGAGAUCAUCUUGAAAGCUGCUCAAGAGCUUAAACUGAUAAGAGAACUGCAAGAGGGGAAGAACCCUGGUCCUGAACCCCAGCCUGCCCCAAGUGACAUCUUGCCUGAUCUUCCUGCUGGUCUCCUCGGUUUGGAGAUCCCACCGGACGUCAGGAAUGUUUUGAAGGGCAUGAGUGCAGCUGGACUGACUGCUACAACUGAACCUGUGUCUUGGGAUUCAAAGCAUUCUGCCCGAGAUUACCAGCCAGCCCUCCCUUCUGCUCACAAAGCUUCAAUGAUUCCAAAGACUGUGGAAUAUGGGCAUGGACAUGAGCCUGGUGCCACUGUUGAGCGGAUGUCUUAUGGUGAAAGAAUUGUGCUGAGGCCUGACCCAGUGCAAUCAGACAGGGGUUAUGACAAAGAACCUCUUGGUCUCAGAGAUCCUUAUGGCAGAGACCCUUAUUAUGAAAGACGUUCUGACCCUUACAUGGACCGUCGGGAGUACAGUAGAGAGAGGGACUUGUACAGAGAAAAGCCUCCACCUGAAUAUGAAAGAGAUAGAUUUGAGAGGGAGCGCUAUCCUCCAAGAGAAAGAGAUGACAGAUCUCCACUGGCACCACAUAUACGCUCAGCGUUAAGGGAUCGAGAGUGGGAUCUUCGUGAUCGUGACCGCAGUGGCAGUCGGGAUCGAGAUGAGCAUUACGGAAGGCCUGGCUACGACAGACCUCCCUACGAGCGGGCCUCACUGGACCGCAGUGGGCCCGAGCGUUACAGUCACAGCACAUCACCUUACGCGGAAAGAAGAAGUUAUCCAGAGGACAGAGGGCCUCCCGUUGCACCCCCUCUACCACCACCACCUCAGCCCCCCCCACGAGUCGAGAAGAAGCCAGAAAUCAAGAAUAUUGACGAUCUCCUCAAACCACCUGGCAGAUUAUCUCGACCUGAAAGGAUAGUCAUCAUAAUGAGAGGGCUUCCAGGAAGUGGAAAAAGCCAUGUUGCAAAGCUCAUACGGGACAAGGAAGUCGACUGUGGUGGUGCCCCCCCGAGAGUUCUUGUUUUGGACGACUAUUUCAUGACGGAGACUGAGAAAGUUGCGAAAGACCCAGACACGGGGAGGAGAGUGAAAUCCAAGGGUCUUGAAUACGAGUACGAGCCGGAGAUGGAGGACACGUACAGGAGCAGCAUGCUGAAGACAUUUAAGAAAACUCUGGAUGACGGCUUUUUCCCCUUCAUCAUUUUAGACACUGUUAAUGACAGAGUCAAACAUUUUGAUCAGUUCUGGAGUGCAGCCAAAACUAAAGGCUUUGAGGUGUAUCUGUCUGAAAUCACUGCAGACAAUCAGACUUGCUCAAAGAGGAAUGUCCACGGGCGUUCGCUUAAGGAUAUAACGAAGAUGUCCAACAACUGGGAGCCUUCACCACGUCACAUGGUGCGCUUAGAUGUCCGGUCCCUGCUUCAGGAUGCUGCUAUAGAGGAGGUUGAAAUGGAAGACUUCAACCCCGAUGACGAGCCCAAGGAACCCAAGAGAGAGGAGGAAGAAGAGGGAGAUCUGGGCUACAUUCCAAAAAGCAAAUGGGAGAUGGACACGUCUGAAGCAAAACUUGACAAGUUGGACGGUCUGGGGAGCAGCGGGAAGAGGAAACGUGAAGGUGAACACGCGGCAGACCUGGAAGACUAUCUUCAGCUGCCAGACGACUAUGCCACACGCAUGUCUGAACCAGGAAAGAAACGGGUUCGAUGGGCUGAUCUUGAAGAGCAGAAAGAAGCAGAUCGAAAGCGCGCGAUCGGCUUUGUGGUGGGUCAAACGGACUGGGAGAGAAUAACGGAUGGGAGCGGCCAGCUGGCGCAAAAAGCUCUCAACCGUACCAAAUAUUUCUAAGAAGAUAAUCUUAUCCCCCUUUUUUUUCCUAAUAGAAAGGUGCACAGAAUGUGAAAUGUGUCGCUGACGCUCACUCGCGCUGAAACAAGAGACUCAUCGAGGUGAUGAUCACCUGUAGAUUCUUGGUUAAUCCUGGAAAAGGACGCGGUAUAGGUUUCCUUCUUAUUUUUCAAAAAGACACGCUGAGUAUUCAAUGAUAUGAACUUGUAGAUUACGAUUCUGUGCUGCUUCUGGUCAUCCUGUAUUCAUUCAUGUUCUUUGCUGUUUUAUACUGUUCAUGUUUUAUUUACUGUAUUGCCGCUCUGUCCUGGUCCAUGCAAACUUGGAAAAAAGACAAUAAACGUUUCACAAAUUCA